Papilio polytes (common Mormon) is the source of this 1770-nucleotide messenger RNA. It is a transcript of the gene ari-1, whose product is annotated as protein ariadne-1. The transcript is spliced from 12 exons. Gene Ontology annotation, biological process: protein polyubiquitination; positive regulation of proteasomal ubiquitin-dependent protein catabolic process; ubiquitin-dependent protein catabolic process. Gene Ontology annotation, cellular component: ubiquitin ligase complex; cytoplasm; nucleus. The record is from RefSeq and is a predicted model, not a curated record. Bases 176 to 1723 code for a protein of 515 amino acids. Gene Ontology annotation, molecular function: ubiquitin conjugating enzyme binding; ubiquitin protein ligase activity; zinc ion binding. Lineage: Eukaryota; Metazoa; Arthropoda; Insecta; Lepidoptera; Papilionidae.
ACAUUGCCUACCUUUUUGCUGCCUACAAAUACGUCAGAGGUUUUGGCAGCCCGUGGGUGAACUAUUUUCUUCAUUGUUGACCUUUCCUAAAUCUUAGGUGUAAUUAUUUCAUCAUUAGCAGUGUUUGGCUGUAUUCUUUUUUUAUCUGGUACCUAAAAAUUGUGUGCUUUCGACGAUGGACUCCGAAGACGAUACAAAGGAUGAUGUGGAUUCUGGUAACGAGUCUAGCGGAGACGAUGUCGACUUUGUCAUGGACGAGACACAUAGUACAAGAGAAAGACAAACAGAGUUAGAAGAGUAUCCUUAUGAGGUGUUAUCUACGGAGGAAAUUGUUCAGCAUAUGGUGGAUUGUAUUAAAGAAGUGAAUACUGUAGUUGAGAUACCAGCCACAACAACCAGGAUACUACUAAAUCAUUUCAAAUGGGACAAAGAGAAGUUGAUGGAGCGUUUCUAUGAUGGCGACCAGGAUCAGUUGUUCUCUGAAGCUAGAGUUAUUAAUCCAUUUAGAAAACCGGUUAUACAGAGGCCCAAGCUACCCAGACGGAUAUCAUCAUCAGGCGCAGAAGAAUGUGAAAUAUGUUUUUCGAUUCUACCAACAUCAAUGAUGACAGGAUUGGAAUGUGGUCACAGGUUUUGUACACAGUGCUGGUGUGAAUAUCUGACAACCAAAAUUAUGGAAGAAGGAUUAGGUCAAACGAUAGCUUGCGCGGCGCACGCGUGCGACAUAUUGGUCGACGACGCGACUGUGAUGCGGCUGGUCCGCGACGCGCGCGUCAAGCUCAAGUACCAACACAUCAUCACUAAUAGUUUCGUAGAGUGCAAUCGGCUGCUGCGCUGGUGCCCGUCCCCGGACUGCAGCAACGCCAUCAAGGUGGCGUACGUGGAGGCGGCGCCCGUCACCUGCCGCUGCGGACACACCUUCUGCUUCGCCUGCGGAGAGAACUGGCACGACCCGGUGCGCUGCUGUCUACUUAAGAAGUGGAUUAAGAAGUGUGAUGAUGACUCAGAAACGUCAAACUGGAUAGCCGCGAACACCAAAGAGUGUCCGAAGUGCAACGUGACGAUAGAGAAGGACGGCGGCUGCAACCACAUGGUCUGCAAGAACCAGAACUGCAAGGCGGACUUCUGCUGGGUCUGCCUCGGGCCCUGGGAGCCGCACGGUAGCAGUUGGUACAACUGUAACAGAUACGACGAGGACGAGGCGAAGGCGGCGCGCGACGCGCAGGAGCGGUCCCGCGCCGCGCUGCAGCGCUACCUCUUCUACUGCAACCGGUAUAUGAACCACAUGCAGUCGCUGCGCUUCGAGUCCAAGCUGUACGCCUCUGUCAAGGAGAAGAUGGAGGAGAUGCAGCAACACAACAUGAGCUGGAUAGAAGUGCAGUUCCUGAAGAAGGCGGUGGACAUCCUGUGUCAGUGCCGGCAGACGCUAAUGUACACGUACGUGUUCGCGUACUACCUGCGCAAGAACAACCAGUCCGUCAUCUUCGAGGACAACCAGCGCGACCUCGAGUCCGCCACCGAGACGCUCUCCGAGUACCUCGAGCGCGACAUCACCAGCGAGAACCUCGCCUACAUCAAGCAGAAGGUGCAGGACAAAUACAGAUAUUGCGACAGUCGGCGUAAGGUUCUUCUGGAGCACGUGUAUGAAGGCUACGAGAAGGACUGCUGGGACUACACAGAGGAUGCAUUGGCUCCGUCGCCCACAAGAUCCAGCAAAGCCUAGUCUUUUCAACAGACGGAGGCAAUUACCACGGACUCGGAGUUAUAGAU